Messenger RNA from Nerophis ophidion (straightnose pipefish), 6883 nucleotides. RefSeq names its product ATP-dependent RNA helicase DDX3X-like. Gene Ontology annotation, biological process: cell differentiation; gamete generation. The coding region runs from base 300 to 2522 and encodes 740 amino acids. The transcript is spliced from 20 exons. Gene Ontology annotation, molecular function: RNA helicase activity; ATP binding; RNA binding. The record is from RefSeq and is a predicted model, not a curated record. Gene Ontology annotation, cellular component: P granule; nucleus. NCBI's taxonomy places the organism in Eukaryota, Metazoa, Chordata, Actinopteri, Syngnathiformes, Syngnathidae.
CGCGCUUUAUUGGGCCAGCUUCAUUCCCAGCUGUAGAAGAACUCGCCAUCAGCUGGGGGGGUUUGCAUCAAGUACCACCUUGGUGGCCAAAACAUCGUGUCAUUUUUUUUUUUUAGCAAACGGGGGGGUGGGGAAAAGUGCAUUGUGCAAAGUGUUGGAUAUUUAACAAAAAAACUGCAGAGUGUCUCUUUUGUCGCGGCCAGGCAGGCGACAAAGGAGCAAUAACAUCACAUCGAAACCCCGGCAAACAAAGAGGUGCUUUUCUCAACGUCAACAUUUUUCCCCCAUAUUCCUUAGUGAUGAGUCAUGUGUCCGUCGAGAAUGUCCACGGUCUAGAACAGCAGCUUGCUGUCCUAGACUUGACUGCAGCGGACGGACAAGGUGGCGGCACCAACAGACGAUACAUUCCCCCCCAUUUACGGAACAACGAUGGUCCCAAAAAUGCAGGAAAUGCGUUUGUUGCUGCUCGACAGGGCGGUUACACCAUCGCUCCUGCCGCCGCCUUCGGUUGGGAUGCAAGCCGUGGCAACUUUGUCAACGGCUUCCAUGACAACCGCAUGACUGGCAGCAACACAUAUAACCGUGGCCCGCCUCGCAUGGAGCGGGGUCGAGGGGGCUUGGCUGGAGGCGGCUACCGUGGCAACAGGGCCGGAGCCUUCAAUCCCAUCAACACUGCUCAGCCGAUUGCUUUCGGGUUGUACGAAAACAAAGAUGCUGGUGGGUGGAACACCGCCAAGGACGCCUAUAGCAGCUUCGGAAACAACAGAGGAAAGUCUGCAUUUUUCAAUGACCGAAGCAAUGCUAAUCGUGGACGGUUCGACCACGGUGGGUAUAGUGGUGGCGGAGGCGGAAACAGCCGCUGGGUAGAGGAGGUCAGAGAUGACGGAGACUGGUCCAAACCAACGCCACUCAAUGAACGCCUUGAGCAUGAGCUGUUCUCUGCCAGCAACACUGGGAUUAAUUUUGAGAAAUACGAUGACAUUCCUGUUGAGGCCACUGGACAGAACUGCCCUCAUCACAUCGAAAGUUUCCAGGAUAUAGACAUGGGCGAGAUUGUCAUGGGCAACAUUGGGCUGAGCCGCUACACCCGACCUACCCCUGUCCAGAAAUAUGCCAUUCCUAUCGUAAAGUCCAAGAGAGACCUAAUGGCCUGCGCACAGACUGGUUCUGGGAAAACAGCAGCAUUCCUCCUACCAAUUCUUAGCCAGAUCUAUGCUGAGGGACCAGGAGAUGCCCUCAAUGCAGCUAAAGCCUCCGGGCAGGAAAACGGAAAGUAUGGCCGUCGCAAGCAGUACCCCAUUUCUCUGGUCCUGGCCCCAACUCGAGAGCUGGCCCUGCAGAUAUACGACGAGGCGCGGAAGUUUUCCUACCGAUCCAAAGUGCGUCCCUGCGUCGUGUACGGAGGAGCAGACAUCGGCCAGCAGAUCCGAGAACUGGAGAGGGGGUGUCAUCUGCUGGUCGCGACGCCUGGGAGGCUGGUAGACAUGAUGGAGAGGGGCAAGAUUGGACUGGAUUACUGCAAAUACCUUGUUCUUGAUGAAGCCGAUCGAAUGUUGGACAUGGGCUUUGAGCCUCAGAUACGGCGCAUCGUUGAACAGGACACCAUGCCUCCUAAAGGCACCCGGCAGACCAUGAUGUUCAGCGCGACCUUUCCCAAAGAGAUCCAGAUUCUGGCCAGGGAUUUCCUAGAUGACUACAUCUUCCUAGCGGUGGGCAGAGUGGGCUCCACCUCUGAGAACAUCACUCAAAAGGUGGUGUGGGUGGAAGAGAGCGACAAGAGGUCUUUCCUCCUGGACUUGCUGAGUGCGACAGUCAUCCCCAGCGAAGUGCAGGACAAUCCUGGAGACAACAUGGAGAAGCCUGGAAAGGACUCGCUGACUCUGGUUUUUGUGGAGACCAAAAAAGGAGCUGACGCCUUGGAAGACUUCCUAUACCGGGAGGGCUACGCCUGCACCAGUAUCCACGGUGACCGCUCCCAGAGGGACCGAGAGGAGGCCCUAAGCCAGUUCCGAUCUGGGAAAUGCCCCAUCUUGGUGGCCACAGCGGUUGCAGCCCGUGGUCUUGAUAUCUCCAACGUGAAACACGUCAUUAACUUUGACCUACCAAGCGACAUAGAAGAGUAUGUCCAUCGCAUUGGACGCACAGGACGAGUGGGAAACCUGGGACUGGCCACAUCCUUCUUUAACGAUAAGAACGGGAACAUCACUAAAGACCUGCUGGACAUCCUGGUGGAAGCCAAACAGGAAGUUCCCUCAUGGCUCGAGAGCCUGGCUUACGAGCAUCAGCAUAAGAGCAGCAACCGUGGACGCUCUAAAAGGUUUGCUGGUGGUUUUGGAGCGCGUGACUACCGUCAGACGGCUGCUGGAAGCAACCCAGGAGGCUUUGGAGGCCGGGGCGUUCGCAACCAGGCGGGACACGUCGGAGCUCGCAACUUUGCAGGAGGUGGCUUCGGAACCUUCUACACCAGCGACGGCUAUGGCGGCAACUACUCGCACUCUCAAGUUGACUGGUGGGGCAACUAGGUGGUUCUCUCUCUCUCUCUCUCUUCCUCACCUCCCCACUCAACUUUCUUCCUUUCUCAGCUCUGUCUUCUUCACUCCAUCUGUGCCCUCCAUCAACAUUUAGAACCUAUGUGCAUGCUAUUAAGGUAUUUAUACUCAUGAUAUAGCCCCCCCAACACCACCACAUACACCCUUCCAUUUCUGGACGAUGUAAUCUAAAUUAAUUUCAUGGUAAAUCUCACAACAGACUACAUAGCAAACGGAUUCUUCCAUUUCAUUUGGCUACAUUCCCCCUAAGGGGGAAUCUUUUCCUUGUGGCACUAUUCAUAUUAGAGUUUUGGCAUCAUCAUGUUUUAGUUCUGCCUUUUAACUCAAAGGCACAGAGGCUUCCUGUGGCUCCAUAGCAGCCACCUUUGUGUUACGUGCAUGGCCACCUUGCGAGUAGAAACCACAGCAUGGAGACAUGAAACUAAGUCAGGCUUAGGAACUGGCUGAGGCCACCAUCUGGAAGAUAAUCUACCAUUUUUUUAAAACUUUUUUUUAAUUUCUUUUUUUAAAAGUGCAGAUGUACAGAUGUCUUAGAAUGAUGUCUAAGACCCAAUAAACUCUUGAGAUGGAAUUUAGUAACCAAGCAAGCAUUUUUUGCCCAUCACUUGAAAAUGUUAGCAAACCGAAUGAUAGGACUUAGGGUGAUAAAAAAAAAAAAAAAACAACAGAUAAUUUGUUUCUGCACUGUGCCUUCAAGAUUUCAUUCUGUUCUGCAACUAAAACCUAUAUUUAACGUCACAUAUCGGUUCCAACAUGUUCUCUUGAGUUCUCUUUGGAAGGAAACAAGCUAGACUUGAGCUAAAUCAAACCUUGGCAAAACUAAACAAAAAAACAACAAAAAACCUAAAACUGCGCCGAACAAACUCCGUGAUCCAGUUCCCAAAAGCAUAAAACCUCCUGCUGCAGGAUUUGUGCUUUUAGAAACCUGUUGGGAUGUCAGUCCUGCAGCUCUGCUGUGAGCUUGGAGUCAGGUUCCUCGCAUCGUUGCCAAAAAGUUGGGUUUUCGCGAACCGGGCCACUGAGGGGGAGUCGGGCUUAGCAGUGCAAAUCUGACCUUGUCGCUGCUGCGGUGUUCAAUUCCGUCCAUCAGUGCCUGCGUUUGUCGGGAACCUGACUCCUCCUCCACACACAAACUUGGAAACCCUUGUCGGCCAAACAAAUCUUUCAAGGAGAAACACAACCUAAAAGACUCAAAGAGAUCUAAAAUUCCUUGCUCACUCUAUCCUGGAGAGUCACAUAAAGAGUUUUCUCUUCAGAAAACAAAGUCAUUCCAGUAUUGCUUUGGGUGUUUUGGGUCCGUCUUGGUCGGGGAUGAACGCACACGUCGGGCCUAAGUGCUUUCAGGCAGGCCGAUAAAGUUUGUUUACAUUUGGAGGUUUGAGAUUGGCACGGACCGUGGUUUCUUUCCAACCACACCAUGACGACGUUCUAGUCCUGCUGCGGACCCUGGCCAAGUCCCCGUGCAUUCCGAGCGUGAAGUCAUCUAAAGAUCUUAAGCGAACGAUCAUGUAGGUGAUAUGUAAAUAGUAGAGCUCUAUUUAAGAUACAAAGAUAAGAAGAGGAGGUGAAACAUGCUACAUCACUUUCGGACCAGACAUUUGAUUCCUAACGUUCUCAGAAAAUUGCCCGCUGGCUUUGAUUGGAAGAGCCAGGCUGUGGACCAAGACAAUAGGGCAUAUGCAAGUGUUGUUGUUUUUUUUUGGUCAAGCAAUUCUUUUAGAAAUGCAAAGCAAGUAUCGCGAUUCCCGAGCAGGUUUUAGUUUGGCUCCCCCGUCCCCUGUGUAUUUUAACAAAAAUUUAAAAGUGCAUUUCAAUAGGAGAAUGAGUUUGUUGGAAGAUUUGUGAACAUUUAAAAAACCAGUACAAAGCAGCGGUUGUUUAACUGUAGGAGCUGGUCAUGUACCUGCAAACAAAAUGAUGGACAGACUCUCCAUCUGUGUGGUGUUAGUUUUUUUCUCACAGAAAACUCUUUCUUUUUGUCCUCGUGGUUUGAUGCAGAUGAAACGAACAAUGGCGACCGGAACUGUGUUGGGUUUGGAUAAUGCUGAACGCUCGACACUAAGUAGACGAUGCAAAUGACAAUCUGUUGUCGAGGACUUCAAUCUUUGUUUGAUCGAUUGCACUUUCCCCACAUUUUUGGGUACACCUUCACUUUUUAAGGCCGAUGCACACGUCAGUUCCUGUACCCCGAAAUCCCGACUUCUUCCCCUCAUACAGAGCUCGUUCAACAGAGACCCUUUUCGUGGCUUGCUUGCGCUUUGCCAUCACAAACUCCUCGGUGCCUUGCGAUGACUCCGUAGAGACUGAAGAGUGUGUGUGUGUGUGUUGUAAAGGCUGCGUUUUUCGUUUCACACAGUUGUUCCUUUUCGGAUUGCUUCAGCUGCUGGUUUGAUGUCUCAGAAACCUGCAACUUCAACACUGUUCCUUCCUUGCAGGUUAGCCUGCUAUUCUUAGCAUUUCACUCCGAGCACUUAUGGACGUGCCAAUUGCACAGUCGCUCGCGUGUAGCCGAGGGCUCUGUUGUCGUUUUAUCCCCCCCGUGUCUGUAAUCGCCAUUUGGUGGUAAGAGUGUGGUCCAUUGCAAUUCAUGAUACGCCUCAGUUUGUUCUCAACCUUUUGAUGCCUUAAAUUCAAGAGGGAUCUAAUACAAGUGGUGGUUGCACUUUAUACAGUGGAACCAUGACGUUGGCUGCGUCUGGCACCACCGAGGCAGAGAACCCAACGCUUCUGUGGUAACGAGGAACGAUUUAAUGGUGCUAAGCUCCCUUUGCUGCGGCCCUCAGGCCUUUCUGUUUGUAGAGACUGAGAAUCCUACUUAGUUUUACCGGGAAGAAGAAGAAAAACAACAAAAAACUUCCGACAAAUCCUGUAGCAGAGUUCCUUCAACGCCUCUGAAGAGGUGCGUAUGAGUGAAUGUUUUAGUCGUGAAAGAACGACUCUUUCAUAGUGACGUGUGUGCGAAAGGAUGCGAGUCGCCCACCGGUUUGAGUUGUAGUUAAUUAACAAUGGCAAGAUCCAGCUGUUUGCACCCAGAGUUCUCGAGUCUACGAUCGCGCUGCUAGUUUGUGUAAUUUAUCAGACAUUUUUGAGAAAUAUUUAUUUUUAUAAGCCUAGUUCAAAUGUUUAAAGAAAAAAAACAAAAAAAAAUAUAACAAGUGACUUGACCAAAAGACAGUGAACAAAAACACUGGCACAUGAAUGUUGAAUGUCAUCGGUGUGAGUGGAAAUUUCUAUUUUUCUGGGGUAGUGUGAGCUUUUUAAUAACCGUGUAAGCGGGUUUCUCUGACUAUGUCAUAUCACAAACUGUUACAGACUCGGCAUCAGCUGAUGUGACAUAUGGAGAGAGGCCGAUUACCUUGAAAGUCUCAUUGGACUCUUAUCAGAUCCACAGACCUGUUUAUAAACAGGUUCAGAUACCAAUCAUAUGAUAUAAUAAUAAUAAUAAUAAUACACUGUUAGCAGCCAUUUGCAAUUGGCCAAAACAAUAAUAAUUUGAGAUAAUUCCACCAAAUAUGCCAAGGUUUGGAUUAAAUUGUAAGAAUCAAAAACCAUUUUGUAAAAAAAACAAACAUGCAGUAAGAAAAAAAAAAAAAAGUGUCCAGAUUCGCUCCAAGUCAGUUUUUUUGUUGUUGUUCAUUUGUUUUGACACUUUUCCUUCCUAUUACUACCCUUCGUGUGAUUGUCUAUUAGCAAGUGGGGGUGUUCAAAGUCUAUAACACAGAGUUACCUGUGGUUCUAUUGCUAUGUUGUUGUGAUCUGCAUAUUUUCAGGCACAGCGCUCACAGCUGAGCGUCCGGCCAGUCAGACAAAAUUAAAUUGGCAAACGACAGUCAAAAUGUCUCGUUUGCCGUUUUUUACCGUUGUAGCUCUUCUGUCGCUGCGGCCCAGAAUGCAAUACGGCCACAGCGCAAUAUGUCGGGGAGAAGUCUCCCUUUGCAGCCUUUUGUACUCCAAAUGUUUGCAAACAUGCUGGCCCUUUAAGUUGUUUGUAAGAGGCAAUCUGGAGAGAAACACAAAUAGCUACAACAAGCAGACAGAGGUGAAGUGGCGACAACAAAUACUUUUUGGUGUUAUCUCGCCUUUUUUUUUUUUUUUGUAAAUUUGUGGCGUUUGCGAAACUAUGUCGCAUGAAGCCUGUUGUCGCCUUCAGUGACUGGCCAGACAGUUCAGCGUGGACACACAGCGCCACCAGCCUGCUAGUUAGUAUUUGCUUUAUGUAUUAGUUUAGCAGUUGUGCACGAAGAGGAGCACUACACUGAGGAGAAAAAAACAAAAACAAUAUUGUGCAUCCGUUGUGAUUUUACCACAAUUAAAGGUUUGGAUUUGCAAAACUA